AUGACGCUUGCUUUCCCAUCAAUCACUGCACCAGCAGUGACUCGUAAAGUUGGAGUUUCAAGUGCUGACAGCAACAGGCCAGCACCUUGCAGUCUAAUGAGUGAUGAGAAUAGCGAUCCAAAUUUGAGUCAGCGAGUACAGGCAGCAAUUGAUCGUCUACUUGGCGUGAGCUCCGCAUUUAAAGACUUGCAGCCAGGAAAGGAUAUUCAGGUUUCUACGCGUGAAGAAACAAUUGCAAUGAUGCAACAUUACUUAAAACGUCUGAAUUUAGGGGAUAUCGUAGACGAUAGCUCUCCUAGAGCACUUUCAGUUGUCCACGUAGCGGGGACUAAAGGCAAAGGAUCUACUUGCGCUAUGGUGGAACGAAUCUUACGCCAAGCUGGUUACAAAACUGGACUCUUUACGUCUCCUCAUCUCAUCUCACCUUGUGAGCGCUUUCGUAUUAAUGGUAAACCAAUUACAGAUAAGGUCUUUUUAAAGCACUUUUAUGCCGUUUGGGAUGGUCUUGAAAAAACGCAAGACCAGAGUGGAUCGUACCCACCAAUGGCCUGGUUUUUUCGUUUUCUCACGCUUAUGGCACUGCAUCUUUUUACUCAUGAAAAAGUUGAUGUUGUUGUACUAGAAGUUGGCCUUGGAGGACGUUUAGAUGCGACGAACGUGUUUCGCAGACCUGUAGUGUGUGGAAUAUCAGUACUUGAUCUGGACCACACGCGCGUGCUGGGUGGAUCCAUUGACCAAAUUGCUUAUUCCAAAGCUGGCAUAUUCAAGCCUGGUGUUCCGGCCUUCACAACAGCACAGGAGCCACUUGCGAUGAAAGUGUUGGAAAAAUGUGCUGCGAAAACUGCCACACCAUUGACUUGUGUUCCAACACUCGAUGAAUUCGGACCUGAUGGAGUGAAUUGUCAACUUGGUCUGCACGGUGAGUAUCAGCGCACGAACGCAGGUCUUGCCGUGGCAUUAGCGUCUACAUGGCUGCGCUACAAACGUAAUCAGGCCACAUUUGCCCAGCUAGAAGUGGCCAGCGCACUUGAAGCAGUGGUGAAGGAAGGACUGAAGCAGGCAUUCUGGCCAGGCCGAGCACAGCUGUGGGAUGAUAAAAUACACAAGAUGUGCUUUUACAUUGAUGGUGCGCACACAAAGCGCAGUAUUGAGUGCUGUGCAAACUGGUAUCGCAAAACAGCAAUCGAGACAUCAAUGUCGCGGAAGCGUGUGCUUAUUUUUACAAUUCAUCACGAACGAAAUGUGGCACAGCUUUUUGAAUCGCUAUUAACCUUGCACUUUGACUACGUCUACUUUUGCCCAACCAGCUCAGCACGCCCUAGUCUUGCAAAAGUCCAUACUUUUUCAGAGGCUCUAAUAAUCGGUGGUUUCCAGCAUGUGAUUGAUAAUUAUUCGUCGGAAGAAUUAGUAAUGCUUGAUGACGUUGAAAGCGAGCGUCAUCCGUGGCAAACGACGCUCUCACGUAUCUGGUCUGCCUUAUUGAAAUUUCAUACGAUGGGAGGUCAAAGUAAAUGUGUUGCGAUUAAAGAUUCGGUCAUGGACUGCAUACAUGAGCUUCGAGCGCUCUCUCAGGAAGGUGCGACUUUUUUUACUGAGGGUAGAAUAGCAACAGACGAGGGAUGGGAGAAGUGGAGUGUUCUUGUGACAGGCUCUUUAUAUCUUUGUGGUGAGACACUGGAUUUUCUGGGCUGGCAGGAGUAA
Messenger RNA from Plasmopara halstedii, 1701 nucleotides. RefSeq names its product folylpolyglutamate mitochondrial-like. The transcript has a single exon. The coding region runs from base 1 to 1701 and encodes 566 amino acids. Gene Ontology annotation, cellular component: mitochondrion; cytosol; cytoplasm. NCBI's taxonomy places the organism in Eukaryota, Oomycota, Peronosporomycetes, Peronosporales, Peronosporaceae. Gene Ontology annotation, biological process: tetrahydrofolylpolyglutamate biosynthetic process. Gene Ontology annotation, molecular function: tetrahydrofolylpolyglutamate synthase activity; ATP binding. The record is from RefSeq and is a predicted model, not a curated record.